Messenger RNA from Salarias fasciatus (jewelled blenny), 1258 nucleotides. Its product is annotated as leucine-rich repeats and immunoglobulin-like domains protein 2. The transcript is spliced from 7 exons. The coding region runs from base 107 to 1000 and encodes 297 amino acids. NCBI's taxonomy places the organism in Eukaryota, Metazoa, Chordata, Actinopteri, Blenniiformes, Blenniidae. The record is from RefSeq and is a predicted model, not a curated record.
CUGAUAAAUACAGUGAACAAACUUUCAGCUCAGGUUAGGAACUGCGCAUUACCUGUCGACAGGCGGCUGUUUGUUUCCUCUGGUGUUAUAAAGGUUGUCAGCAACAAUGAAAGCCCAUCUGGUUAUCGCAGUGAUCGCCCUGAUCCAUGGCACUUACGCAACGCUGCUCAUUAAAGGGCCGACUGAGCCGAUCCUGGAGGGAGACAUGGUCACACUGGAGUGUCAGUACUCGGACUCUGACCUCAACAUCAGCCAGGUCCACUUUGAGUACUUCUCCAAGUAUAUGAACAGCUGGCGGGCCAUUUCCGAGAGAUCAUGGUGUUUCUACAGGAUGCCGGUGACGCGGACCGAGAACAGUCUGCUUCUGUUUAUUCCCCACGCCGGCGUUUACUAUGAGGGCCCCUACCGCUGCGUGUCGGACUCUGACAAUGUGACCGCGCCAGACAACUCCUCCCUGCCGCUGGCCCUGAAAGUCCAUUACAUGGGGGCGCUCAUGCUGUCCAGGGAGGGCUACUCCAGCUACCUGAGCACCCCGCAGGACCUGAAGGUGCGACGUGGGGACGAAGUGGUGCUGAAGUGCUCUGCCAGCUCCUCAGAAGAGCCAAAGUACUCCUGGUACAAAGAGGGUAGUGACUGGGUGCUGCCUUCCUCCACGCUGACGUUGAGGAAGAUGAGUGAGGUGGAUGAAGGACGGUACACCUGCGUGGCGGAGCACUCGGUGGAGGCUCUCAACAAGAAACGCAGCAUCAGCAUCACCGUGCUGCCCGAGGAUGCCCCGUGGUACGAAUCCAGUAAUGGCCGCCUCAUCUUGAUGACCUCGGCGGCGGCCGCGUCUCUCGUGGUCUUCAUCCUCUCUGUGACUGCGUUCCUGUGCCUCAGGGCCAAGCGAGUCAAGACCAGGAAGGGGCCCAUUGAUGACCGCUCUCAGAUCAAGCCCAUCUACAAAACAAGUGUGGAUUCCCUGCCCUCCACCUGCGGAGACAAACAGCCUCUGGUGUGACGGCGCGAGCCGGCAGAGGGAUGGGAGAUGAGGGAAUGAUGAAACGAGAGAUGAGAAGGAUUGAGUGGGUGGCUAGAAAAUGAAAGGAUGGCACAAAGGACGCACAUAAAGGGAAGAAACGGGGGAGGAGAAUGAAAGCAAAGUAGAGAGACAACUAGGGAUGGAAGGGGAGUAUGUGGCCAGAGAAGUCAGUAAAAAAAAAAAAAAAAAAAACAAGUUGAAAAAAACUAAUAAAGGACCAAAGAUUCUUUUUGAGAU